ACCAAGAUGGCUGCGAAGAGGGCGGAAGUUCCCGCACUUCGGGCCUCUCUUUCUCCCUUGGAGGCCGGCUCUCUAUGGUGGCGUGGCGGGGGCGGGGGGGGCGGCGUGUUCUCCCCGCUUGAAGGGACGGGGCUAGCAGGCGCAAGCCAGGAAGGGGUUCGGCCUGGGGGUGGGGGGCAGGGGGUUGACAUGUCUCUCGAAGACCCUUUUUUUGUAGUCCGAGGCGAGGUGCAGAAAGCGGUGAACACGGCCCGCGGGCUGCACCAGCGUUGGCGCGAGCUCCUGCACGAGGACGCGGCGGCCGGGCGCGAGGAGCUGGACUGGACGACCAACGAGCUGCGGAACGGGCUGCGCAGCGUUGAGUGGGACCUGGAGGACCUGGAAGAGACCAUCGGCAUAGUGGAAGCCAACCCAAGCAAGUUCAACCUCCCAGCCGGGGACCUGCAGGAGAGAAAGGUGUUCGUGGAGCGCAUGCGGGAGGCUGUGCAGGAGAUGAAGGAUCACAUGGUCAGCCCAGCAGCGGUGGCCUUCAUGGAGAGGAAUAGCAGAGAGAUACUGGCAGACAGGCCAGCAGCCCAGAAGUCACCCAGUGACCUACUGGAUGCCAGCCUGGUAUCGGCCACCUCUCGAUACACUGAGGAGCAGCAAGCCACCCAGCAGCUGAUCAUGGACCAACAGGACCAACAGCUGGAAAUGGUGUCUGGAAGCAUCCGGGUUCUGAAACACAUGUCUGGCUGUGUCAGGGAGGAGCUGGACGAGCAGGGCGUAAUGCUAGACGCCUUUGCUCGUGAGAUGGACCACACCCAAUCCCGAAUGGACAGGGUCCUUAGGAAGAUGGUCAAAGUGUCACACAUGACCAGCGACCGGCGACAGUGGUGUGCCAUUGUGGUGCUUCUAGGAGUGGCUCUCCUGGUUCUUAUUCUACUCUUCUCGCUCUGAUGGGACCUCCCUAGUGCCCGCAGAGCCACCAAGUGCUGUCCACUGGCUCUGUCUCCUGGGAAAAGGGGUGGAGUCUGGAGAGCUGUCCCCAAAGCUCAGCUGACCCCCCAGGGCCCAGCCUCUGGUCCUGUCUCAAGUGUGCUGGUGGAGCAGACCGGUGAGGGUGGGGAGACCUUGGACACACUUAGCCCUGCUUCCACUUCUAGAGCCCCAAAGACAUUCGCCCCAUGGAUUCUCCAUGUGCCAACAUGGAAA
Messenger RNA from Castor canadensis (American beaver), 1194 nucleotides. It is a transcript of the gene Stx10, whose product is annotated as syntaxin 10. NCBI's taxonomy places the organism in Eukaryota, Metazoa, Chordata, Mammalia, Rodentia, Castoridae. Gene Ontology annotation, cellular component: membrane. Gene Ontology annotation, biological process: Golgi vesicle transport. The record is from RefSeq and is a predicted model, not a curated record.